CCCAAAAUGUUCUAGUAUAUGGUACUGACGGAGAAAAGGCAUUGGGUGAGGGUUUCGGUAGACCUCUCCCUUAUGCCCAGCAUUUACUCUGUGACCUGCAUAUGAAAGAAAACAUAGUGUCAAAAAUGAACGAACUUGGAAUACGGGGCAAACCAUCAGAAGUCAUUCUAAGUGACAUCUUCGGAGGAGAUAUUGGUUGUAAGAGGGUUCCUGGUCUUAUAGACUCGGAAAGCCACGCCCAGUUCGUGACCAAUCUGGAAAAAAUGAAGGAGGAGUGGCUUUCCUUACACCCACUCUCAGAGCGCUUUGUUACUUACUUUUGUAAGUACAAAGCGGAAAUUAUAAGGCAAACGAUGACAGCUGAAUUGAGAUCCAUGGCUGGUCUAGGCUGGCCACCAGGUGUAUACGAUCAGAACGGAAAUGAAUGUAUGAACUCGGUUCUACAAAGAGAGAAACAACUUACAAGGAAAAGGAAGCUUUCUAUUCCCGAAUUUGCCAGGUUGCUGCAGACGGUGGUGAAAAGACAGAGAACAGAAGAGGAUUUAGCAUUUAUUGGCUCGGAGAGCUAAAAAUGGACAAAAAUUACGAGGAAGAGGGAAUGAAGGAGUCUGUCUUUUACAGGAAGACGAGAGCGCAACAAGAAGCGGCGCUCAAAAAAUUUCACAAUCUCCCAGUAAAGACAGUUGACAUAAUUCCUAUCGACCUGGAAAACACAAAUGAAGCGGACACAAUGUCACCAUUGAGUUUGCCUCUAGAAGAUUUUGGCAUUAUCCGGGUUCCCUUCAGUAUUCUAGCACGUAUGUACCAUCGUGCAUCGUUGAUUUUGGCGCGCAAAGAAGAAAAUAUCCAUCCCGAUCCUGGAAGAGGGGACAAUUUGCCACGUUAUGUGGCAAACGAGGCAAUUGAUGCUCCAUCGUAUGCAGUUUGCAAGAAACGUACCGUGCGACGUGGAACAUAUUAUGUGUGCAGCGGCACUUGUAUCGAUUUUAAAGCGUAUGACAUUUGUGCUCAUACUUUAGCUGUGGCUGAAAUGGGUCGUUCAUUGACUGAGUUCGUUCAUUGUUACAAGACAACGAACCAAAGGCCUCCUAACGUGGAUGCCUUGAUUCACAUGGACCUCCCUCCUGGACGUGGGUCAAAAAAGACCAAGGCAACACAAAGAAGGAAAGGUGCUACAAAUAAAAAAAGAGAGGAAGUUGUGGAGAGUUACACUAACACCUCUCCAACUGACCAAUCAGCAUCGAAUCCGGCGUCGACUUUAGUAAGAUCCUCAGGAAACAGAGGCACAGAGAAGGAAGCAGAGAAGACAACAACACAAAAAGACAUAGAAGAGCCUCAGAAUAAUAGCCCCAACACAUCAACGCCGGCAGUUCAAGAAGGUAGUUUCCAGUUGAGCCUUCUUAAAAGAUGCAGCCCUCUGGUGAGAAGGUGUUACGGGUGUAAGGGUGUCUUGAAACUAAGGCGUGGUGAAGACUUUUUUAUUCCCAACCCACCAGAAGACCUCGUCAUAAUAUCAAGCACCAGACGGGCCUAUUGGCAGAAUGGAGAGCAAAAGACUGGACGAUUAGGAAACGUAUACUUUCAUUGUAAGGUUGAGUGCGUCCAAAAACUGCAGCCCCAAUUUAUUCCCUUCUUGGUGAUCAUUUCGGCGGCAGUUAAGCGUGAAUUACUCGAAGUUCAUCAAAAUCAUAUACAGAAAGAGCUAGGUCUCUAGAGUACAUAUGGGGGAAAAAAUGCCAAAUUCAGGAAAUGAUAAAUUCUCACCAUUUAUUAAUAUGUGACUGUCACUGUUUUGUUUGAUGACAUACAAUCACAACAAAAGGUGCUAUAACAUGUGUAGACAGAAAAGUUACCGUUGCCCAUUUCCGCACAGCCCGCACACUUAAAACUUUAUAAUUUGGUUUUUCCUAUUAGUGCAUAAUAUUUUGAUUUGGCCUGCAGUUAGCAAACACUUAUCGAACUCUGACUGUUUCAGAAAUUGGAAAGUUUUCUCUCAAGUCUUUGCGAAAUGUCGAAGUCGUUUUUUCAUUGUCUCUGAGAGGGCUUACUGUAAUAUUUGCGAAACGGAACAAAAUGAAAACGUGUUAUUUGUGAGAUUAAUUUAAUCGGAUCGGUAAUUUGCGAAAGGGAAAUGAUUCCUUUGUAAAUUAGAAAUAUGUUAUUUUCGAAAAAGUUAAUUCUGUAAUUUGCACUUGUGUGAAUUUAAUGAAUCAAUGCAGAGGCCAUAUGAAAGAAAAUGUGUGCCCUUAAGCUAUUAAAGGCGAAAAUGUUAUUUGAAAAAUUACCCAGUGCUGAAGUUGUGCUGUUUUGAUCAUCAAUGUACGAAUUGGAAUGCGUGACAUCACACUCAAGUGUGUGUUCAUCGUAUCUGAAAAGAGAAAACUGUGUCUCUGAAAAGAGAAAAGAUUGCUUUGUACGAUUGUACCAACAGUGAUUUUAUGUAGUAAAGGUAUAAACGUUAAAAUUGUAAGAGCGCUCGUGAAUUCUAUGUGCUGCUAAGUUAAGGGCUGAGGAACGGAAAUUUCGUGAUCUUGUCUGAUAAGAUGAAUGACAAAAGGAAGAUAGAUAAAUUUCACAAUUACAUACUGUAUACCCAAAGGGCAGACUGUUGCUACUAGUGGAGAAAGAAGUACUAGUACGCAGGGAGGGGUGGGAAGUUGAUAUACUGGUAACUGCUACUGAUUUAUGGAGUGUUCAUUGAAUCAUACAAAUUAUUUUGAGCGGCUUUUCGACUGAUUAUUUGUAUGUCAAAAUUUUUGCGCUAGGCCGAUGUGAUAAUAAAGAUUACUUUUAAGGUGUCAUUUCUCCAUCUGUAUGUUCUUGGUCUUCUUGAGGUUUAGCACAGCUGGAUGAGAUUGCGUUACCAAAUGUAACAUUUUCAUUUGUGCGCGCUAUAUUUUUCGUUUUCAGGUAUAUUUUCUCUCCCGCAUAAAAU
Messenger RNA from Pocillopora verrucosa, 2935 nucleotides. The record is from RefSeq and is a predicted model, not a curated record. NCBI's taxonomy places the organism in Eukaryota, Metazoa, Cnidaria, Anthozoa, Scleractinia, Pocilloporidae.